Molecule: messenger RNA, 2080 nt
Organism: Haliotis rufescens (red abalone)
Lineage: Eukaryota; Metazoa; Mollusca; Gastropoda; Lepetellida; Haliotidae
Exons: 4
Coding region: 782-2080 (432 amino acids)
Source: RefSeq, a predicted model, not a curated record
GUCCCAAAAUACAUCAUAUUUUCUUCUAUUUUUUGUAAAUAAUUUUGACUUUAUAAAAUAAGACUAAACAUCAUAUUUUGGGUAUGUUACUUAAUAAUUUGUGUACUACAAUUAACUAUCAGUCGGUUUUUGAAUACACCGGCCUUCAUUCACAAGGUUGGGUUGAUAAGCACUAUGUAUUAAGCGUUAAGACUACAUUGUGUAGUCGAAAGGCAUUAUGUAUUAAGCGUUAAGCCUACAUGCAUGUUCCGUCCAAAGUUAUUAUCAGUCGGUGUUGAUAUACGCCUGCCUUCAUUCCCAAGAUUUAGUCUAUAAGCGUUAGGAGCUAAUCGUUAAGACUACAUGUCCAGCGAGAGAAGUAAACAUUAUUCUAUGAUAACGCGCUCUCCAAGAAAACUUAUGUAAUUUUAGUCAUUUCUGCAUACUCAUGUCCUUCAAAACUGAGAGGUAAUCUCUGAAAUUCAGAUAGUCAGCAUGUUAGAUUAGCAACAUUGUGUAGAUAUUGUUUAAGUAAGUGAUAAUUGAAAAUGCGACCGUAUCAUGACCUAAGAGCAUCAGUGGUAUAAAUAACGGCCUUUAUUCCGGGUACCUCACUGUUGAGACACACGGAAUAAAGACUGGCCACUAAUAGAUGCUUCUCUUGGUUGUUUUAAGGUGUGCGGUCCCUUGCUAAUUCCCCGACAGCUAAUUCUAGGAAUUAUAAUUAGCCUUGACCAAACAUUAACCUUUAAAGGUUAUUAUAGGUCAUAAGGUUUAUUAUAAAUGGUGGAGGAAAUCCUAGAUGACCGGCGCAACACCCAAUAACUACAGACAGAAGCUGAGGGGCCAAGAGCCAAGGUCAUUGUUGACCAGCCUGCUCAGUCCUGUUCCGGUCCUUCAGUCACCAUCUUCACCCAUCCUCGUGUCUCCAGCUGUCAUCACCACAACAGCUGCAAAUUCAACAACGCCUGCAUCAACGUUGACAGCAACUUCAACAAUAACUUCAUCAUUGACCUCAAAUAUGUCAAGCAUGCCACAUGUAAAGCUUGAGGAGUACUCUGGAACUACAAAUGGAAAGAAUUGGUGGCAAGAUUUUUUAAACUUUUCAAACUUUUACUCCUUUAAUGAUGAUCGGAAAUGCAAACUAAUACCAUUUUAUCUGGAAGGAGCAGCUAAAUUAUGGUAUCGGGAGCUCUCUGAGGAAGAUCGGAAUAACCUUGCCCGAAUAAAGGCGUCAUUCGACCAACGCUUCUCUUCUCCAGCUGCAUUCGACGUCAGUGUUUUGCAGAUGGCACAAACGAGUGACGAGACUGUCACCGGAUAUGUCACAAGAGUCCAGGCUGCUACAACACAUCUUAAUCUCCCUGCGUCUGUUGUCGUGGCAAUAACAGUAAAUGGUCUUCGUUCGGCAAUACGACAGAUUGUUUAUAAUAAGGAACCGACCACCUUACAGGAAGUAAGGCAUCAGGCAGAGUUGGCAGAAAAGUCCUUGACGGCCAAUUCAGCUGAUGUCAAUAUGGCUGCAAAGGUGGACCAGCUCACCAACUUGGUUGCCACCUUGAUCACCAAGACAACGCCCCCUACCGUGCAGGCUGCUGCUAUCCCAUCAUCCAGUGGACAGCAAGACCAUCACAACAGACCUCCGAUGCAGAGAUAUAGACCGCAUAGACAACAGCAACAACAGUUGCCACCUCCAGACCAGCCACCACCACCGAUGCCAGCACAUCCAAUGAACAUGUCCACACAGCUGCCACGCCCUCCAUUCCAUCGUCAACAGUACCCACACCCUCAACAGCAGUAUCCACGACGACCACGACUACCAGUGCCACCUCACCUCCAACAAAAGUGUCAUGGCUGUGGGUCUGCAUGGAGUCUGAUGUUACUUUGGCUACUGACUGUUUUCGCUCACCCUAUCACGUGUUCGAGUCCAAUCCAACGUCUUAAUUAUGGAGUCAUCUACCAGCCAACCUCCAAAGUUCACUUUGCGACAGAGUUUUGGGUCCACACCUAUGAGGUCAAGCUCCCAACAGUUCCAAGUAUUCCAACAAUGGGCGGCUGUCACCAAGGCAACAGCAUUUACCCCAGCCUCCCCAGAUAUUAA